AUGGUAUCUCUGCAGAGGUGCCGGGACUGCAGAGGGCGAGCCCUGCUUUGUCUGCUCCUGGGGACGCUGUGGGAGAUUGGGUCCGGACAGAUCCGCUACUCGGUGCCCGAGGAAACGGAGAAAGGCUCUUUCGUGGGGGAUGUGGCCAAAGACCUGGGAUUGAAGACCGGGGAGCUGUCGGAGCGCCGAGUCCGCAUUGUCUCCAGAGGUAGGACGCCCCGUUUCGCUUUGAAUGUCAGAAGCGGCAGCUUAGUGACCACAGACAGAAUAGAUAGAGAAGAGAUCUGUGCUCAAACAGCUCCGUGUCUCGUGAAUUUUAACAUUCUGGUUGAGGAUAAUGUAAAGCUUUACAGGGUAGAAGUGGAAAUAGGUGAUAUUAAUGAUAACGCGCCCCGAUUUACGGAGGAGGAACUGGAAGUAAAAAUCAGUGAAACUGCAGCUCCGGGGAUGCGAUUUCCCCUCCCGGAAGCGCACGAUCCUGACGUGGGGGCGAACUCCCUGCAGAGCUACCAGCUCAGCCCGAACAAGCAUUUCUCUCUGGAUGUGCAAAGCGGAGUGGACGGGACCAAGAUUGCGGAGCUGGUGCUGGAACGGGUCCUGGACCGGGAGGAGAAGGCUGUUCAUCACCUCGUCCUCACGGCCUCAGACGGGGGGGAUCCGAUCCGCUCUGGCACCGCGCGCAUCCACGUGAUAGUCUUGGAUAUUAAUGACAACGCGCCCGUGUUUACUCAGUCUGUGUAUCAGGUGAGAGUCAGGGAAGACGUUCCCGUGGGUACCCCAAUCCUCAGAGUGAACGCUACGGAUCCAGAUGAGGGGACAAACUCGGAGGUUACGUAUGCAUUCCGGACAAAAAAUGAAAAGUUCUUAAAGGUCUUCCAUCUGAGCUCUCUAACAGGAGAAAUAUCCAUUUUAGAAAAUCUAGAUUACGAAGAGUCAGAAUCAUAUGAAGUGGAAAUUCAGGCUAAAGACAAUGCUGAAUUUCUUGCCAAAGCGAAAGUACAGGUGAUUGUCGAAGAUGUGAAUGACAAUGCACCGGAAGUACUCGUCACCUCCCUUACUGGCUCAGUCCGUGAGGACUCGCCCCCCGGGACGGUAAUUGCCCUUUUAAACGUACACGAUAGAGACUCUGGGGACAACGGCCUCGUCACAUGCUCUAUCCCCGAAAAUAUCCCUUUUAAAUUGGAAAAAUCAAUAGACAGCUAUCUCCAUCUGGUGACAGAUGGAAUCCUAGACCGGGAAUUGAUCUCGGAUUUCAACAUAACUCUAACAGCCACAGACCGUGGCUCCCCACCCCUAUCCUCUAAUAUUCACAUCUCCCUGCACGUGUUGGACACCAACGACAACCCGCCUAGCUUUCAGCAGACAGCCUACUCCGUCUACAUUCCCGAGAACAACCCCCGAGGCGCAUCCGUCUUCUGUGUGACCGCCCGGGAUCCCGACAGCGAAGAGAACUCGCGAGUCACUUACUCCAUCAGUGAAGUACCUGGCCAAGGACCUCCUCUGUCGUCCUACGUGUCCAUUAACUCGGAAACCGGGGUCCUGUACGCUCUGCGAUCCUUCGACUACGAGCAGUUCCGGGAGCUGCAGCUGCUGGUCACGGCACGGGACGGCGGGACCCCGGCCCUCAGCAGCAACGUGUCGGUGAAUCUGCUGGUCCUGGACGAGAACGACAACGCCCCGGAGAUCCUGUACCCGUCCUUGCCCACCGACGGCUCCACCGGGGUGGAGUUGGCUCCGCGCUCGGCCGAGCCGGGAUACCUGGUGACCAAAGUGGUGGCAGUGGACGGCGAUUCGGGCCAGAACGCCUGGCUGUCCUACCGCCUGCUCAAGGCCACGGACCCGGGCCUCUUCUCAGUGGGGCUGCACACGGGCGAGAUCAGGACGGCCCGGAGCUUCCUGGACAAAGAUGCCCUUAAGCAGAGCCUCGUGGUGGUGGUCAGGGACAACGGGGAGCCUCCUCUCUCCGCCACCGUCACGGUCACGGUGGCCGUGGCCGACAGCAUUCCAGAGAUCUUGUCGGAUCUGAGCAGCCUCUCGACACCCGCAGACCCCGAGUCCAGCCUCACGCUGUACCUGGUGGUCGCGGUGGCCGCCGUGUCCUGCCUGUUCUUAGCCUUCAUCAUCGUGCUGUUGGCCCUGAGGCUUCGCAGGUGGCGAGCUGCCCGGCUGCUCGAGUCGUCGAGCGGGUAUCUCGGGGGCGUCCCGGCCUCGCACUUUGUGGGCAUUGAUGGGGUCCGAGCUUUCCUCCAGACUUAUUCCCACGAGGUGUCCCUAACCACGGACUCCCGGAAAAGCCAGUUAAUUUUUCCGCAACCCAAUUACUCUGAUACUCUGACUAGCCAGCAGACUUGUGAGAAAAAAGAGCCCUUGUUAGUGCCUGAGGAUUUGAACCUGGUCAAUGAUGACCAGUCUGUCCUGCAGAGAGCGAGACGCCGAGACGGGGAUCCAUUGGAAAUUCCUGCAGGAAAUUCCCUGCGCAGUCUCCCAGAGCAGAGCUCGCGUCUACAUUCGCUCAGUUUCGCGGACCCCCUUCCUCCCUGA
This is a messenger RNA of Tachyglossus aculeatus (Australian echidna), 2541 nucleotides long. Its product is annotated as protocadherin gamma-A10-like. The coding region runs from base 1 to 2541 and encodes 846 amino acids. The record is from RefSeq and is a predicted model, not a curated record. The transcript is spliced from 2 exons. Gene Ontology annotation, biological process: homophilic cell-cell adhesion. Gene Ontology annotation, cellular component: plasma membrane. Gene Ontology annotation, molecular function: calcium ion binding. Lineage: Eukaryota; Metazoa; Chordata; Mammalia; Monotremata; Tachyglossidae.